UUUCCGCCCUAGUGGUACAGCCCGUGACGUAGGCGGAAGCAGGUUGAAAACAUCCCGCAGGCGCGCACUCAUUGAUUCAAGGAAACUACCAGAAAUAAACGUGGUAAAGUUACACGCACGGGGCCGUAUUCUGAAUGAAAGUGUGUAUUAAUUAGUCGGGGGGUUCUUGUUGAGUUUUCCGUCGCAGCGUUACCUGGUAAAAUCCAGUAAAACCCAGUGUUUUGUUUCGUACUGAAGCCACUCGUACCACAGCACACAUCAUGCAGGAGGACUCCAGCCGCAGUGCCAGCUACACGGUGCCAUGCGAGGACUACGUUCACGUGGUGGAGUUCAGUCCGUUCACCUCAGGAACCCCUGCCUCUCUCCUGGCCUACGGUGGAAACCAGUACGUGGUAGUGGGCACCUGCCUCUUCCCGGAGGAGGAUAUGGAGCUGGAGGGAGUUGAGUUAAAUGUCCUUCGAGCUUUCCAUCAUGAACUGCGCGUCGAUGCUCUCGCCUGGAGCCCUGAAUCCCGGCUGGACAGGAUACCCACUAUCAGAUUUUGCACCGCUGCAGCUGACAGAAAGCUACGCCUGCUGACAUCUGAUCUCCAGGAUAGGCAUGAAGUCAAGGUGAUGGAGGGCCACACCAGCUACAUUAACCAUUUGGUGUUCGAGCCCUCAGAAGGGAAACAGAUUGCUUCCGUCAGUGAUGACCACACUUGCAGGGUGUGGGACCUGGAUGGAAAUGAAAGCAUCACUCUCAGACUUCGCUCUCCUGGCAUCAGUGUGUGCUGGCACCCAGAGGAAGUCUUUAAGCUGAUGGUGGCGGAGAAGAAGGGGACGAUUCGCUUCUACGACCUGGUCACCCAGCAGGCCAUCCUGUCGCUGGACUGCGGCCAGUCCCCUCUCAUGUCGGCCGACUGGUGCCUCACCAACACCAUCAAAGUGGGCGCCGUGGCAGGAAACGACUGGCUCAUCUGGGACAUAACUCGCUCCAGUUACCCACAAGAAAAACGACCAGCCCACAUCGAUAAAGCCCGGUUAUUCAAGUGGUCUCGAGCCAACGAAAACCUCUUUGCCACAACUGGAUGUCCGGGAAAAAUCAGUAGUCAGUUACUCAUCCACCAUCUCGGACACCCACAGCCUGUAAUGAUCGGAUCAGCCACAGUGGGAUCAGGUCUCAGUUGGCACCGGACACUUCCGCUGUGUGUGAUCGGCGGCGACAGGAAACUUUGCUUUUGGAUGACUGAGAUGUAAACCCCCCCCCCCCGGUAGAUAACUAGGUCCUCUGUGUCUUCUCUACUUAAUAAUCAAUAAAAACAUAUUUUUCUGAG
Messenger RNA from Hippoglossus stenolepis (Pacific halibut), 1315 nucleotides. It is a transcript of the gene nup37, whose product is annotated as nucleoporin 37. Gene Ontology annotation, molecular function: protein binding. The transcript has 10 exons. Bases 261 to 1238 code for a protein of 325 amino acids. The record is from RefSeq and is a predicted model, not a curated record. NCBI's taxonomy places the organism in Eukaryota, Metazoa, Chordata, Actinopteri, Pleuronectiformes, Pleuronectidae. Gene Ontology annotation, cellular component: nuclear pore outer ring.